CUCGUCUUGCUUUGGGGAGUAUGAGACAGCUCAGCGGGCGUACGAGCACAUUUGUUGAUGGUUAUUACUGGAUGUUGUUCAUCGGUGAUGAAAGUGGGUUGAAAACCUGCCCUCUCUCCCUCUCUUUCUCACACACACACACGCACACUCUCUCCCUCCCUCCGUCCACAUGCUCGUGCUCCUGCCCUGACCAGGCCUCAGCAGCUCAAGGUGAUGGCAUGGAUUUGGACCUGCUUAUUUCUACUUGUUGCCCAUGUCCAUCAGCAAGCUCUUGGAGUGACUGUGAAUUGCCUGUGGGAAAGAUAUUUCCUUGUUGGUGGUAACGUUUCGGGGGCGUGUCACGUGAGCCUGGCCCAACGGGGUUGUGGGAGCCAAUCCCUGCGUCUCACCGUUGCCGGGGAGACGGUCCUUGUGCAUCGCUAUGUCAACGACUCUGCCCACUUCACUGUCCCUGCGCCUGCCGACGGCACUCUCCACCUGCGCUGCGAGCUCACCUGCGUCGGCUUGGGGCCACUCCCCUACUGUGACAUCACACUUCGGGGAGGCUAUCCUCCUUCCCCUCCGUCCCGCCCCAAGUGCCUCAUCCCCUAUGACAGCACUGAUAUUCACUGCACCUGGGACCCUGGGGAGCGGCCGCUGCUGCCCGUCAACUACACUCUGCACUGGGAGCAGCACAGUAGCGGUGAGCGGGAAGUUGAGGCAGGUGUUACAAGUGCAGUCAUCCCUCGUGUCAAGUUCAGUCACGGCACCAUGUCCGUGUGGGUUGUUGCCAGCAACCCCUUGGGUGUGGCCCAGUCUGAAAGGCUUGACAUCGACACCCUCGAUAUCGAGCAGCCACUUGUUCCAAAGAUCACCAACCAUUCCGUUCAGCCUCUCGAGAUCUUCUGGGAUUUGGAGUGCGACCCGUCCCUCCACAUGACCGAGGACUCGGACAGGAGCUGUGAAGUUCAGUACCGGAUGCGGGAUGAGCAGGCCUGGACGGAGGGAGACGAUGAUGCCCAGGACAGCUUCCUGCUCCUGGACCCAGAGCCGUUCUCAGAGUACGAUUUCCGCGUGCGCUGUGCUUGUUUUGGCAAGGAGGCUGUCAAAAGCACCUGGAGCCACAUCUACCCAGUGCAGAGCUCUGAGUCAGCUCCUGCUGGAAAACUGGAUGUAUGGGCUGACUGUGAGGACGAUUCUGAUGAACAGCUGGAAUGUUCCGUCGUUUGGAAGAAGCCUCCCCUCUCUGUGGCCCAGGGAAGGGUGCUGGGUUACCUGGUGACAGUGGAACGUAACCCUGGGAACGUGGCUGUGAUGAACCUGUCAGCAGAGGAGCUGGGGGCCACGGAGCGUAUGGGCGGGUGUUGGGGUGCCCAGUGCUUUCGCCUUCCCAUCUCCCUCCGGGGGGUAACGGGGGUGUGCUUAACGGCCUACACCUCACAGGGGGCGACAGACCCCGCCCCUUUGGCCCUCCCUGCGCCAGAAGGCCCGCAGUUGCUGGUGUCAGGUGGUUUUGCGGUGGCCAAGGAGGGGCGGAGCUUCAAUGUGUCAUGGGCCCCACCCUCGCACCUUACUGGGGAUGUGCAGUACGUGGUGCAGCUUAAGGAGGUGGAAACGCAGGCGUUUAAUUGGAUAAAAUUGAACGGGAAUCAGAGAAGUGUCAUCGUGACAGGUGACUUCAGGAACUACACCCCAUACAAUAUUUCAUUGUUCAGUGUCAUUGCCAACCGCUGUUGUCUGCUUGGAUCUGUCAUCACAUACACUGUGCAAGGAGUUCCCCCAAAAGUGACUGGAUUUCACGUUUCCCAAAUCAGCAUUUCUGAAGUCACCUUGUCCUGGGAACUCCCCCUGAGUCAAUGGAGGAGUGUCAUCCUGUGUUACCGUUUGGGACAGGGUAACCACACAGAGUACAAUGUGAGUGGAGACAGCAGCAGCCUCCUGAUUUCGGGCCUGCAGCCAGGACAGGAGUACCACGUUUGGAUCUGCGCUGAGAGCGAAGCAGGACAAGGGCCAAAAGAAUACCUCCGCUUCAUGACCACUGGCACCAGUGAGUACGUCUACUCGGUAUUGUCCAUCCCGAUAGUGGUGGCUUUGGGGCUGAUCCUCCUGCUCUUCAGCUGCCGACAGCAUGGCAUACACAGCUUAAAGCAGCUGAGGUGCUGUGUCAAAGUGCCUGACCCGGCCAACAGUCAGCUGUUCCGACGGCCACUGUGCAGCUGCAGCAGUUGGACUGGGUUUUUCUCCGUAGCAGAGUCCAUUCAGACGUUGCCUUACCUGGAGGUCAGUGAAUGGGAGGACCUGGAGGACAGUGGGUGCCAGGAGAGGAUGUCUCUGUGCGACAGACAGAGGUACGGACAGGUCGAGGAGGGGCUGAAACGGAUGGAGCAAGAGAGCGCUGAAGACGAGGCAGAGGAGGAGUGGACAGAGACUUUGGGAAAGGGGGGACUGGAGCUUAGCAGCAGAGGAGAGGACUACAGCAAGAUGAUUGAAACCCAGGGAGAUGAGGAGUGUGUGUUCUUGAGUCCCACAGAGACGCAGGAUUUUUUCUCGGGGUACGAGAAGCACUUCAUGCCCAACCCUCUGGAGGUGUAGCCCGGCGUCCACAGGGUAACACAGGGGUGUAAAUCGGAGGCAAGUCGCCUCAUCCAAAGACUCCAAAAAACAAUCACGGUUUUGGAGGUGCACCAAUGACUUUCAUCCACAUGAUUGUUGAAAAGGGUGACCACAGGAAACUGGAGAGGGGACUGCAGAGCUUUGAAUGAAGCCUGUUAUGUUCCAAAGCAAAAUGAAACAUCUUUUUUACGGAGCAAGGAGCACCUGAGACAAAAGAUGUGCUGUACUACGGAUGAAUUUAUAAUGGCCAAAAUGGCCAGCAGGGGUUGCAAGUGAGAUGAUGUGCUGCCAACAGAGCCGAUUGCACAUUGUCACAGUUGGCACUGGUGGAUUCAGCACCGGACCAUGAGCCCAUCUGUACACUGCAACAGUGCCUUAACAGGAUGAGCUACCUGGCAGCCUGGUGGGUGCACUUUUAGGAUUCUCUUUGUGCAUCUCCAUAAGAUUUUGAUGUUCUCUUUAAUUUAUCCAAGCUUAUGCAAAUCAAGCCUACAGAUAGAGUGGGGCUUCAACAAAGAGGGGAGGAAAAGUAUUUUUUAAAAAAACAAAAUAUGUUAGCCUUACAGUCUGUAGUUUAAGAAAAUGAAUUGGGAGUUCAUAGCGCACAGUAGUUCAUAAUGAAGAUGAGGAACUCUCUUUUGAAUUAUAAAAGCACUUUUGUCAGCUUA
This is a messenger RNA of Anguilla anguilla (European eel), 3260 nucleotides long. RefSeq names its product granulocyte colony-stimulating factor receptor-like. The record is from RefSeq and is a predicted model, not a curated record. NCBI's taxonomy places the organism in Eukaryota, Metazoa, Chordata, Actinopteri, Anguilliformes, Anguillidae. The transcript has 16 exons. Gene Ontology annotation, molecular function: cytokine binding; cytokine receptor activity. The coding region runs from base 214 to 2571 and encodes 785 amino acids. Gene Ontology annotation, cellular component: signaling receptor complex; external side of plasma membrane. Gene Ontology annotation, biological process: cytokine-mediated signaling pathway.